Molecule: messenger RNA, 931 nt
Organism: Magnolia sinica
Lineage: Eukaryota; Viridiplantae; Streptophyta; Magnoliopsida; Magnoliales; Magnoliaceae
Exons: 7
Coding region: 107-736 (209 amino acids)
Source: RefSeq, a predicted model, not a curated record
AAUGACAAAAAUACCCAGGAAGCCGAAUAUCCGACUACAUGGUUGAGAAGGCGCGCGAGUGAGCGAGAGAGAGGGAGGGAGAAACAGAGCUCGAAAUCUCUCUUUCAUGGCUUCGUUUGCAAUGAAGUCGAGCAUUUAUCGCUCUUCUCUCCCCCGUAUUGUAUCGGAGCAGAAAAAAUCGCCCGAGCCGGGCCCGACACAAAUCGGUCGAAGGGAGGUUAUACUGAGGAGCAGCGAAAUGGCAACGAUUGCCGCCAUCUUCCAUUUCAGUGGUACAAAACCCAGCUAUCUAGGAGUGCAAAGGAAUUCCCAGUCAUUGGCGUUGUGCCCUGCAACUAACAACUGUCUUUCUACUGCAGAGGAGAUGAGUGACCUCACACACUAUGCCCCACCAUGGAAUUACAAUCCUGAAGAAGGGCGUGGAAAGAAAAAGCCUGUGAGUAAAGAAGAAGCCAUGGCCGAGCUUCUUCAAGUGAUCAAGUCAACAAAGCCAGAUAGGUUUACUCCUCGUGUGGUGGAGAAGAAUGACAAUUACAUACGCGUGGAGUAUGAGAGUCCGAUAAUGGGGUUUGUGGAUGAUGUGGAGUUUUGGUUUCCUCCUGGUAAGAAAUCGAUUGUCGAAUACCGAUCCGCAUCCCGCUUGGGAAACUAUGACUUUGAUGUUAACAGAAAGAGAAUCAAGGCUCUGCGGUUGGGGUUAGAGAAGAAGGGAUGGGCUUCAGAGAGUAGUUACUGAGAACCAUCAUCAACGGCAUGUUUUGUUUUGCGGCUGUUUCAGUCAUUCAUUCAUGAGUCUAUGUUGUAUUUCUUAAGACACCAAAACCCGUAAUGGGCAUAAAUUCAAAUCAUCCAUUUUAUUUUGAGGAACACAGAAACAUGUCUGCAUGCAUCAUAUUUCUUUAAAAUAAUGAAGUGAAAUUGUUUGAUAUCA